AGUGCCCGGCUGCGGGAGGAGCCGCGGCCCGGCAGGACGGGCUGAGGGAGGCCGGAGCGGGCGAGGGGCCGAGGGCGGCCCAGGCGCCGAGGGCGGCCCAGGCCGACGUCGCCGGCCCUCCCCGACCUCGCCUCGGCGCUAGCCCGGCUCCGUCCCGCGAUGGAGCGGCGGGACCUCUGGGGAGCUGCCGUCGCCUUCCGUCUGUGAGCCGCUCCCCCUCCCUCGGGCCUCGUCCUCCGCCGUGGGCCGGGCCUGUCUCUGCGCUCCUCGGGCGGUCGGCGACGCCCCCGUUCUCUCGGGCCUCCUCGUCCCGUUCCCCCCACCCCGCCCAGCGGGCUGGUGGCGACAGCCAGGAAAUGGUCCGGGCCUAGCGGAGCGGCGAACGGAGCAACAUGAACCGUGAAGACCGGAAUGUGCUGCGUAUGAAAGAAAGGGAAAGGCGAAAUCAAGAAAUUCAACAGGGUGAAGAAGCCUUUCCACCUAACUCUCCUCUCUUUGCUGAACCAUACAAAGUUACCAGCAAAGAAGACAAAUUGUCUAGUCGCAUUCAGAGCAUGCUUGGUAAUUAUGAUGAAAUGAAGGAUCUUAUAGGAGAUAGAUCGCUACAAAAGCUUGUUGGAAUUCCUAAGCCAACUGUACCAUCAACACCAGAUGAAAAAUCAAACCAAAGUUUCUUUGGUGACCAGAGACAUAAUACUAGCUCACAUCAGAGCAGCAAAUGGACUCCUGUAGGACCAGCACCUAGCACUUCCUCGCAAUCUCAGAAACGGUCCUCGGGUUUACAGAGUGGACACAGCAGUCAGCGUGGCAGUGGCAAUAACACUAGCGGUAGUGGCCAGAGGCAUGACCGUGACUCUUACAGUAGCAGCAGUAGCCGCAAAAAAAGCCAGCAUGGAUCUGAACACUCCAAACCCCGUUCUUCCAGCCCUGGAAAACCAUCUGCUGUUUCUUCACUGAGCUCCAGCCAUUCAAGAUCUCAUGGAAAUGAUCACCACAGCAAAGAACAUCCACGUUCAAAAUCUCCCCGGGAUCCUGAUGCCAACUGGGACUCUCCCUCCCGUGUACCCUCAUUUUCAAGUGGACAACACUCUAAUCAGUCUUUUCCACCUUCACUAAUGUCCAAGUCCAGUUCAAUGUUACAGAAACCCACCGCAUAUGUGAGGCCGAUGGAUGGGCAGGAAUCCAUGGAACCAAAGUUAUCCUCCGAACACUACAGCAGUCAGACUCACAGCAGCAACGUGAAUGAGCUGAAGCCUAACAGCAAAGCACAUCUAACCAAGCUGAAAAUACCUUCUCAGCCACUAGAUGCAUCAGCAUCUGGUGAUGUGAGCUGUGUGGAUGAAAUUCUGAAAGAGAUGACCCAUUCUUGGCCUCCUCCACUGACUGCUAUUCAUACACCAUGUAAAACUGAACCAUCAAAAUUUCCUUUUCCAACAAAGGAGUCUCAACAGUCCAGUUUUGGCACUGGAGAACAGAAACGAUAUAAUCCUUCAUCAAAAACAUCCAAUGGUCAUCAAUCCAAAUCAUGUGAAUCGAACCAGACAGAUAUGUUGAAAGAUGACUUAAAACUUAGCAGUAGUGAAGACAGCGAUGGAGAGCAGGACUGUGAUAAGACAGUGCCAAGGAGCACACCUGGAAGUAAUUCAGAACCUUCACAGCAUAACAGUGAAGGAGCAGAUAAUUCAAGGGAUGACUCUAGCAGCCACAGUGGAUCUGAAAGCAGUUCAGGAUCUGACUCUGAAAGUGAAAGCAGUUCCAGUGAUAGUGAAGCUAAUGAACCGUCACAGAGUGCAUCCCCUGAGCCUGAGCCACCACCAACAAACAAGUGGCAACUGGAUAACUGGUUGAACAAAGUUAAUUCACAUAAAGUGUCACCAGCUUCUUCUGUGGACAGCAAUAUCCCAUCCUCCCAAGGCUACAAAAAAGAGGGACGGGAACAGGGGACAGGGAGUGGGUACACUGAUCAAAGUGGAUCCAAGGAUUCCAUUUCAUCUACUCCAGGGCGAGAUUCCAAACCCACCCAAAAGGGCUCAGAGAGCAGUCGCGGCAGGCAGAAAUCACCUGCCCAGAGUGACAGCUCAACACAAAGGAGGACUGUAGGUAAAAAGCAGCCCAAGAAAGCAGAAAAGACAUCUGUUGAAGAGCCUAGAGGAGGUCUUAAAAUAGAAAGUGAAACCCCAGUAGACAUGGCAACAAAUAUACCUUCAAACAGGCACAAGGCAGCCACAAAAGGCUCCAGAAAACCCAAUAUAAAGAAAGAGCCCAAAUCUUCCCCUCGGCCUACAACAGAGAAAAAGAAAUACAAGGCUUCGAGCAAAUCUGCCCAGAAAUCCAGGGAAUUCAUAGAAACAGAUACCUCAUCCUCUGAUUCAGAUGAAAAUGAGAGCCUGCCUCCUUCAUCACAAACACCCAAAUACUCUGAGAGCAAUAGGACUCCUGUUAAAUCUUCCAUGGAGGAGGAUGACAGCUUUUUUCGGCAAAGAAUGUUCUCUCCUAUGGAAGAGAAAGAGCUUCUUUCACCACUCAGUGAUCCUGAUGAAAGGUACCCACUUAUUGUGAAGAUUGACCUGAGCCUCUUAUCAAGAAUACCAGGGAAGCCUUACAAGGAUGCUGAUGCACCCAAAGUGGAAAAGAAGAGCAUGCCAGAGAAGCAUGCAAGGGAAUCCCAGAAGCAGCCAUCUGACAAAAGCUCUACAAAAGGCAAAAGGAAACAUAAACAGAAUGAGGAUGAAAACAGAGCCAGUGAAAGCAAGAAAACGAAACUGGAAGAAAAAGCUCCAUCAGGACACAAGACUUCUAGCAGUAGGGAAUCUUCAAAGCCCAGUGCUGUUAAAGAGAAGGAUUUACUGCCGUCUCCUGCUGCCCCAGUCCUGCAGAAAGAUUCCAAGCAAGAACAUGGGUCCCGGAAGAGGACGGUCAGUCAGUCCUCAUCCUUGAAGUCCAGCAGCAACCUUAGCAAGGAGAGUAGCAGUGGCAGUAAAAGUAGCUCAUCUUCAAAACAAAAGAAGACGGAGGGGAAGGGUUCUAGCAGUGCUAAAGAGACCAAGGAAAAGAUUUUGAACAAUUCAUCGAACUGCCCUCCUGCCUCUGCUCAGUCUACGGAAAGUUCAAAGUCAAGAAGAGCUAAACUUGUUUUUGAUGAUAGGACUUACUCAGCUGAUCACUAUUUACAAGAAGCAAAGAAGUUAAAACAUAAUGCAGAUGCAUUGUCUGACAGGUUUGAGAAGGCUGUGUACUACCUAGACGCUGUAGUGUCAUUCAUCGAGUGUGGGAAUGCAUUGGAGAAAAAUGCUCAGGAAUCCAAGUCCCCGUUCCCUAUGUAUUCAGAAACUGUGGAAUUAAUCAAAUACACUAUGAAACUGAAGAAUUACUUGGCCCCGGAUGCAACGGCUGCAGAUAAAAGGCUGGCAGUGCUUUGUCUUCGGUGUCAAUCUCUACUAUACCUAAGGCUUUUCAAACUGAAAAAGGAAAGUGCAUUGAAAUACUCUAAAACUCUGACUGAACAUCUGAAGAAUUCCUAUAAUAAUUCUCAAGCACCAUCACCUGGUAUGGGAAGCAAGCCUGUCGGGAUGCCGUCUCCAGUCUCUCCAAAGCUGUCUCCAGGGAAUUCAGGAAAUUACUCUUCCGGGGCAGCCAACCCUUCAGGGAGUGGGUCUUCGGUGACGAUCCCCCAGAGGAUCCAUCAGAUGGCAGCCAGCUAUGUCCAAGUUACAUCCAACUUCCUCUAUGCCACUGAAAUUUGGGACCAAGCCGAACAGCUGUCUAAAGAACAGAAAGAGUUCUUUGCUGAACUGGAUAAAGUUAUGGGCCCUCUGAUUUUUAAUUCGAGCAUCAUGACAGACCUAGUGCGUUACACCCGUCAGGGAUUACACUGGUUGCGCCUGGAUGCCAAGUGAUAUUGUGAACUGAAGGAAUGGAAAGUCAAACACAUCAUUCUCGCUGCCUCCAAUUUAUCUCCACAACACUGUGUCAUGUCAAUAAGGAAGACUGCCAUAACACAUUGCUUAGUUGACACUAAGAGCAAGGAAUGCUUUCACAUGUCUCCCAUUCUCAUUUGUGUUUUGUGUUUUAACCCCAAAUCAUCUGCUUAAUGGACUUCCUCAGUAUUCCCAUUUUAAGUUAUUUAAAUAUUUUAAAAUUUGCUACAUGUAAAGGUGUAGUUUUGCUGAUCUGUCAUGGAUAGAUCAUUGGAAUUCCGGUCAUAAUACAGAAAUAGUCAGUUUAAAUCCUAUUUAUUUUAAUUUUGAAGAGCCCAAUUUGGGGCAGUUUUUAGCUAUUUCUUCUCUAAAUUUACUCUUUUGAGUACUUAGCAGAAACUAAACAUAGACACUUUAUUUAAGUACAUUGUGAGCUUUGUUACUCUGUAAUGUCUUGUGGUGGUAGAGCCCAUAAAAGGAACUAGGGUUGAUAGGUUCUAACGUGUAGGGACACCAUACUUUUCAUGCCUAAUGCCUAUGAGUCAACUAAUAAAUGACAACUACAGAUUUAUUAUUGCAGAAUUUGUACUAAAUAGAAAAGUUCCAGAUAUUCUUCUAUGUAUUAAGAUACUUCAUUUAAAUGAAUUAUAAAGAAAUUUAUAUGGAAAAGUAUUUAGCUGGAUCUGGCUUGGAUUGUUUUCAAGGCAGUUUCAAAACCUAGAUUAACACUAUAACAAUCACAAAACAUUACAGUAAUUUGCAUUUAAUGUAAUACCGAAGUCAUGGUGUAGGAGUGAACUUGAGUCCGAUCGGUGCGAUGCAUACAGGAAAGGCUUCUGAAAAGGACAAUCUUGUGCUUCUUUUGCAUCUCUUCAUUUAAAAUAACAUUUUUCUUUCCGUGCUUGUCAUUUCUUGACACUUCAUCGGCGAGCUUUGUGGUUAAAAACCCAGCGAUAGUUAAAUUCCUACGUGAAUUGUCAUUUGCAUCUUUUUCAUUGACUGAGAAACCAGGAAUCUUAAGUAGAAAUUGAGGUCCAUUUUUUCUUUUAGGGUCUGAUAGGUAACGGACACUACAGGAUGACAGUGCAACAGCCAUCGUGGGGUGGGAGCACACCUGCUGUUACAGGGAAAUUGACUGUUUUGUUGCAGAGUGGAUUUAAAACUCGUAUUUACCCCGUGUUAAUGAAGGUCCCGUUAAUAUUUGAUGGAGCAUAAUAUUCACUUGCGAGGGAGCGCCUUGGUGCAACAGAAAUGGUUUACGUAGUUGCGACCGAGUGCUCUCAGAGUGUAAACCAAAGUACCUUUCCAAGUGAGGUGCUUAUCUGAGUAAAAGGUUGAAACUGCUACUGCUUUCAGUAUUGCUUAGUGCCCCCAACAUGUCUGGUGUGCCUUAUACCUUACUUUUAGGUGAAGAUUUUAUGAACUGUUUACAAGAUGUUUUACAGCAGGACCAGGUAUACUGUAUGCAGUGGUCUUCUGCAGUACUUUGGUAAAAUUCCAUUUCCUUUUUAAAAGUACUAGUGUCUGUCACACAAACUGACUUCUCAUGGCGGUGGUCUCCUUUCGAAGAGUCAAACUCUGAAUCAUUUGGAGUGAGAUUGUGGAAUGCUGCUUUGUUUUCUCUCCCAUCGAACCCUUUAUUCUGUACCAGACAUGAACGUGCAUGUUCAGGAAGAUGAUUGCACUAAAUUUUUUGUGUAGUUGUAGUUAAGUGCCAAAGUCACGGCAACCUCGAGAGAAGGAAUAGAAUUCUACGCUACUUAGUACUGCAGUAUGUCCUAUGGGCUUUAAGAGUUUAGAAGUUUUGCAAAUUAGUAACCUACUAAAAGGUAGUUGCAUAUUCGUAGAGCUUCCUUUGCGUUACAGCGUGUUUUGUACUUCCAGAAAAGCUUUGCUACGUACGAGUUGAUACAUGGUUAACAGACCUGAGACUUUUUCCAUGACAGCUGAAUUGACUCAUCGGGUCUGUCGGAGCAUCAUUUUUAUUGAAUCACUGUGCGAGGUCACGUUUCUGUUAGUGUUUGCUGUUCGAGACAGAACUCUGUACCCUCAAACUCUGCAUCUCGGUUAACGGGACACUGUCAACUGUUUUUCCUUUAAUACUCUAAAGUGCCUAGCACACUUUUGACGCUAUAUAAAAAAUACCUUUGUAGAAGUUGCAGUCAUAGUUUAUUUUUUGUGUAGUGCUGCACUAGCCAGCAUGGCUGUGUUUUGGCUUGCUCCUUUGUGCACAGUUACCAUUACUGUUAGCAGCAAUGGUCUCAUCUCUGGGAAUUUUUUUUUCCUUAACUAGAGUCCCACAAAUACCUUUUGGUGUCACGCUGAAUUGGUCUCUUAAAAAUGUGUCACUUAUCCCUAGAUCAGUGAAUCUUAAUAAAUUGUCUUCAGACGACCAGAAGACUUUUUACAUCGUGUCAAAAUGUGGACCUGAACUGGUUGAAAGUGUCCCACCUAAGCAGUGUAUGUCGUAGUGAAAUAUCCACUAGAGUGCUGUCCCGGGUCUUCUGUCUGUAUGGGAAGUGUGCAGUGGUCUUGUUAAUUGAAAAGAAAUGCCUUACGCAUCUGUAGCUAUUUCAAACAGAUAAAUUGAAACUUUGCUAUUCCAAAAGCAUAUCCUAAUUUGGGAUCUACUGUUGUUUCUGAGAGAACAGUUAUGCAAUUUGUCAGAUUUCAUAGCUAAAAAAAAAAAAAAAAAGAAAUGCAAGUAGGUGAUAGGUUUCCAUCCUUCUGUCCCAAGGGCGGGUGAACGGCCCAAAGACAUCCUUCCGAACUGCCGCGUGUCCCCUCGGUCCCACUGCACUGGUGGCUCAGGAGGAGGGAAUCCCCAGCUCCUGGCUUCCCAAACGACUCCCUAGACCAUCCUAUAGCAAAUGCAUAUCGAUGCUGUAAUUCUAAUUCCCUCACUGGACGCGGUCCCAGAUGGUGAAUCUUCAAAAUGGCUUAAUCAGACUAGGCUUGCUCAGCUAUCAAAACUCAUUGAAUUUGCUGUCAGACUUGCAGGUUCCUAGGUGAUAAGGUGCAACCAUCUAUAAUUACAGACAGAUCUUCAGGACACCAGAGUAAAACAGCCCGAGACUUCUAUUUUGAUUUGAAACUAUUAGCCAUAAAGCAGAGCAUAUGAAUGGCUCUUCUUGGCUUUCAAUGGCAGUAUGCAAUUUGUAUUGUAUGUAUCUUUUAAUAUAUGUAUAUAUAUAUGAUCUCAGUCUGUUCAAAGUAUAUGUUAUACUUGUUUUUAGAUUAUGGUGCAACUGACUAUAUUGAUAUAUUAUUUAUUGAGUGCUGAAUCACCAUCUUAUUGGUGAUAAAUAUUGCAUAUUAUACAGGAGUGCAAUGUAUGUUCCUUUAGAUUGCUGAGGCUUAAUUGCUAUGAUGACAAAAAACACCCUGAAAUGUAUUUAUGAAUGGCCCCAACAUACAGAGAGUCAGUACUUUAUGGAAAAAAUGUAGCGCUUGCCUGGGGCAAGUAAAAUAAAGCUGUAGGCGGAUAAUUCUGUGGUUUGCCAAAGUGGCAAACUGCUGGAAACAGAGACUACCUUUGCUGUAUUUAAUGCUUCAUUUACCCAACGGAUACUUGCUGUCGCUGCAGUGUUUUUGUUAAGGCAGAUGAUACAAAAGGGCCUGAGCAAGUCAAGUUUGAAUUAUCCAUUGGGGAGUAAACAACUUCCAAAUUCCUAGAUUUCUGACAAAUACUUUGGUCAGGGUUUCUGUUACUCCAACUGAUCAAUCAGUGUUACAGAAAGCCCUGUGUUUCCAAGCAACAAAGUUAAUGCUAGACACCUUUAAGUCUAUAAAGAGUAGCCAAAAGCAUUUGCUAGCCAACUCAGACAAAUCCAGACCUAUUCCAGGAGGCAAAUUUCCCAGGCAGGAAAGCUAGGUCAACUCGAGCCAUCAGGAAAUCAUUCAUGGGCUGUGUCCAGCCCCUUUACCUUUGGAGGAGUCGGUCUGUGGCACCGCGUGGCAGCGGCAGUGCAGGGGAGGCCGGGAGGGCAGGGCUUGGUGAGCCCUCGUCUCGGUGUGAGCGUGGCAGGGCAGCCAUGGGCAGCACUGACUCUCCGCUCCCUGCCCACGCGCGGCUGCGUUUUGGUCAAGUGCACUCUGGGGAGCAGUUUGAAGUGCUGGGAGUUCGUAUGGGCUGUCUUUAUGUCAACCCUUCACCUGUUUUAAUUUCAUCUGGAAGCUUAAUGGGAGCAUAUCCAUUUCUGAUACAGCUCUGUCUCCUUCCCUCCCUCCACACGUGCUCGUGGGUGCCACGUGCCCUGCCAUCAGCUCUGAACUGCGACCCGGGCUGCCACUGCUGCCAGGGCUCUGCAGCGGUUGGGUUUGGCUGCGUUGGCAUUCUACACCUAACAGCUCAACUCUAAGGACCAGGCAUGACUUUUGCAAGCACAGUUUCUGACAUUUUUAUCUGGUCCCCCUUUUAAAUUGUUUUAAGAAAUUUUGUAUAUGGAGGAUAAAGUGCUUAUAUAUUUAUUAAAAAUCCUUUAUCUUAUUUGAAAUUAUUAUUUGGUGAAGAAGGGUUUUUUUGGGGGGAGGGCUUUGUGGGUGGGGAAGGUAACUUUUAACCUGUCACUUAUAAAUUAAGCCCUUAGGAAUCAUACAGAAAGGUACUGCUAGUAACUAAUGGGAUGUCUCUGUUUUACGCUUUGUACAUGACAAGUCCAUGUGUUAUAUUUUGUUUCUAUCAGAAGAUUUAGGCAUCUGUCUUCAACCAAAACCUGGAAAAGAAAAACAAACUGUGAUUUUAUUUGUUGCAAUACAUUUUAAAUUUCAAAGGGUACUUUGGGGCUCAAAAUUAGGAUUUCUAAGUCAGUAUGUGCAUUUCACGUAAUAAAGCUGUUAAUGGUGAGCAAAGUAUUAUAUACUAACUAGAUUUUUUCCACAUCUGUAUAGUAUAUUCUAUGUAUUUUGUGGUAUUGAGAUUAUAGAAAGUUUAGUGUCUGAAACAUGCGUUUAAUGUGUAUUUUUAAACAAAUUUAUGGCAAUUAAAAUAUUUGGAGAAAAGGGUAUCACAUUUCAAUUUGUAAAGAUCUUUUUAACUACUGUGUCAUUAAAAUGCUUUGUACAAUGCAAAA
Colius striatus (speckled mousebird) is the source of this 8989-nucleotide messenger RNA. RefSeq names its product ALF transcription elongation factor 4 (gene AFF4). Bases 393 to 3896 code for a protein of 1167 amino acids. The record is from RefSeq and is a predicted model, not a curated record. Gene Ontology annotation, cellular component: super elongation complex; nucleus. Gene Ontology annotation, biological process: regulation of gene expression. Lineage: Eukaryota; Metazoa; Chordata; Aves; Coliiformes; Coliidae. The transcript has 22 exons.